Kwoniella shivajii is the source of this 3288-nucleotide messenger RNA. RefSeq lists its product as uncharacterized. Lineage: Eukaryota; Fungi; Basidiomycota; Tremellomycetes; Tremellales; Cryptococcaceae. The record is from RefSeq and is a predicted model, not a curated record. Bases 1 to 3288 code for a protein of 1095 amino acids. The transcript has 15 exons.
AUGCUAGCUACAUCUUCGACCUCCUCAAGGUCCAAAUCGACACUGACAGACUCGACAUCAAUCCUGUCAAAUGUGGAUCUGGAAAUAGUAGAAAGGAUAUUUGAAAGAGGGAAAUACGCGACUUCCUUUCCUCAGAUAUUCAGACCUUACACAGAAGUCUUACAGGAAUGUGGCAUCUCGCCGACUAACGAUUCGACAUACUAUGGUUUCUUGCUCAAAGUAGGGGUCAUCAAGGCUCCUACCUGGGGUGAUAAAUGGACGAUAUGGAAAUCUACCUUGUCAAAUUCGACAUCACAACCCAGUCAUUCUAGUCGGUCUAUCGAAAAAGAUUACGGCGGAUCUUACGACUCCUAUGAGGGACGAUCACCAAUCAGCAGUUAUCCUCAAUCUCAACUUCCAUCUUUAAGAGCUCGAGUGCCCUUUUUAGCUUCAGCAUCCUCAGAUAUCGAUGAAGGAUUUGCUGAAUCAGUCUUGGAUGGAAGUUUGCUUCAACCCAAUCGGCCCAGUCCAAGGAAAGAAUUGUAUAAGAAAGACAAAUCGAGAUCAUUAGUUGGAUUUACACCAGAUCAAUCAUUCGUGAAUGAUCCUAAUCAGGACGAUGAAUUAGACUUCGUUCAGCCGAUUCGUACUUCUACCCCAGUAUUUCGUUCUCCGGAUUACAGACGACUAAAUGCUUUAGAAGGAGGAGGAGGAGGUAUACAUAUCGAUCCUCCAGCUUAUUCUGCUUCUGAUAUAAGUCAAGCCUUAGAAGAAACUACAGAAGAUUUCUCAGCUCUAGGUUUGGGUUUAUCAACACCUAAACAAGAUAAACAUGAGGUAUUUCCUCAACUCACAUGGAUAGAUAGGAUUGACGAAUUGAGUGAAGACGAAAGAAGGGUUAUGGAAAAAAGGGCAAAUGAGUUUUACAAGUUUGGUCUGCUGGGUAGAUGUUGGGAUAUGUGGUUUAAGACUUCAGAGUUCUACCGUGUGACGUACAACAAUAUCCCUAUAGCUCGCGACAAUCUGUUACUUCGUCAAGUCUUGGAAAAUUGGUCAAGAUCAACUCGGUAUCAACUUUCUUUACCUAAUACAGCUGAUGGUCAUCGAAGGAUACACCUCGAAUCUGUAGUGUUGCGGAAAUGGAUACAGAGAUUGAAAGAGAAGAAGCUACGUAUCAUGGAGAUGUCUUUCAAUGAAGAUAGAAGAAUUCAGAACGUGAAGAAGAUCUUUAAGAAUUGGAACUUGGGUGCUCAGAAAAGGAGAACGGAAAGGUGGAAGCUUGAUAUGGCUGAGAAAGAACUGCUGUUUGUGCAGAAAAGGGAUAGGGGUAAAUUACGGGAAACCCUUACUUAUUGGAGGAUUGAAACUCGUGGCCGAUUGGCAGAAGCAGAUGUAAAAAGACGAGUCGUCCAUGUCGUUUUGAAUGAAUGGCAAUAUUUAGCUCAAAAGCAGAAGGAACUGCGUACGAUAUCUUACAACAUCGAAAAGCAAAAACUGAGGAGUAUAUUCGAUGCAUGGAAACGAAAGUUUGUCUUUCGGCCAAGGGAAGAUGAGAUAAGGGAAAGACGAGAAUCGAUUCUGGUCAGGAAAGUAUGGGGUGAUUGGCGUAUAUCCAGCUGGCAAGCGAGACAGUCAAUUACCUUCGAUCGUCGUCGAUUGCUGUUGAUGGUCGUGGAUAAAUGGCGAACGACAAGACAACGUAACAAAACAAUGGAGCGUAAGGCUAGUAUAUAUGAUAGGACUAGUCUACUCGACAAGACUUUCAGAGGCUGGAAACUAGAAUCAUGGGCAAGGUUGCUGAUCCACACAAAGGAGAAGAGAUCGCAACAGAGAUUGUGGUUGAAAUGGAAGGACAGAAUCAGCAAUGUAGCUCGACUGGGAGCCAUUUCCGACGAGUUUGUCUUCCAGCAUGAACGUCUCAAACUGCAAUCAGUCUUCUCGCACUGGCGGUCUUCAACUUCAACGCGUCAAACGAAUCAUCUUAGAGCAAUAUUGAUCCAUGAGCGAAAUUUCAGACUUACCCUUUUCUCCAAGUGGAGAGCUUCCACGGAGACCAUCAAAACUAAUAUUGUAUUAGCUGAUAAGGCACAUGCUUUCUUUCUGUUGAGAACUGCUUUUACAGCUUGGAGAGUCGAAGAUGCAAAGAGAAAGGGGGAAAGAUGGCUGGAAGACCGAAACAAAGCGAAACUUCAAGAAGUGUUCACAAAAUGGAAAUCUCAAAGUGAUAUAUACAGGGACUUACGUAGUCGAGAAAUGGUAAUGAGGGACCAAGCCAAUGUGCAAAUUCUCAAGACAUCCCUUGGCAAAUGGACCAAUCGAGUAAUAGAAGUGAAAGAUCUUGAAUUACGCGUUGCGAGAGCUAGGGAUGACCACAGUCUGAGUAAUGCUCUGAUGGUAUGGCGUACGAAGCUCUUGAUCGUACAAGUCAACCAGAAGAAAGCAAAUGACUCUUUAGAGAUCAGAGAAUCAGAGAAUCUACGUCGUGUAGUCAGAUCUUGGAGAGGUAAAGCCAAACGGGAAAAACGUUUGAGGCUUACUGCGGAGGCAUCUCUCAUCGAGCGUGAGGAACGACUAGUCAGAAGUGUUUUCGAUAGAUGGUAUGAGAAGAAGAGAGACACGGAAUUGCAGGAUAUUGAAAACGAAAUCGCUUUCUUACAUGAAAAUGUCAUCUUAUACGGUGUCAUGGACAAGUGGAAGGCUAGUACAGAGAUCUUACCGGGUAUCACGGCAAAUACGAUACGACUGAAACGUAAAGUAGUCGGGAAAUGGUCAAUAGUCCUUGAAAGAAAGAAGAAAGCCAAAGUACUACAAAGAGAAAGAGACCAGAGGCUAAUAUCUGAAGCGUUCGCACUAUGGAAGGAUGUGACUGCUCGUAAAGCGGCCAUGAACGUCAGAAGAUUAAGGGGACGUUCUCGACCUUCUGCUUUAUCCGACAGGGGAUUUUUGUCAGGUUUACCAUUACCCCCCUCACAGCGAUUUAUUACACAUGAUAAUUUUGGCAGUCGAAGAAUCACAUCGAAUUCCUCUUCUACUCAGGAUUCCCAUGGUGCAAGAAUUCCAUCAGGAAGAUUAUCACCUAAUAAUCCUAAUAUAAAUAGUACCGAGACCGUUCAUUCUGAACCUGUUUAUUCUAGAUUACGUUCUGAACUGGGUAUAAGUACCGGAGCAGGAAGAAGAAGGAGAGGUGGAAGUGAAGAACCUGAAGUCGUACAGUAUGAAUGGCAAACAAGGAAACAAGAGGAAAUACAUAGACCUAGAAGUGGUAGUGAGAUGAUCAAAGCUUUGAGAGGUAACAUACCCGGUCGAUAG